GCCCUGCUCGGCGCCUAUCUGGAGCGCCACAGUCCGCCCGCCGCCUCGGAGCUGCCGGCGCCGGGCGGGGCCUUGGCAGGCGGCCCCGCGAGCGGCGCCAGCGUGGUGGUCGGCGUGGCCGAGGUGAGAAACUGGCGCUGCUGCUGCCUCGGCAGCACCUGUUGGUGCCGGAGCCUCGUGCUGGUCUGCGUGCUGGCCGCCCUGUGCUUCGCUUCGCUGGCCCUGGUCCGCCGCUACCUGCAGCACCUCCUGCUCUGGGUGGAGAAUCUCGACUCGCUACUGGGGGUCCUGCUGUUCGUCGUGGGCUUCAUCGUGGUUUCAUUCCCCUGCGGCUGGGGCUACAUCGUGCUCAAUGUGGCAGCCGGCUAUCUGUACGGCUUCGUACUGGGGAUGGGAUUGAUGGUGGUGGGCGUCCUCAUCGGCACCUUCAUCGCUCAUGUGGUCUGCAAGCGGCUGCUCACCGCUUGGGUGGCCGCCAGGAUUCAGAGCAACGAGAAGCUGAGCGCUGUUAUUCGCGUCGUGGAAGGAGGAAGCGGCCUAAAAGUGGUGGCGUUGGCCAGAUUGACCCCCAUACCUUUUGGGCUCCAGAAUGCAGUGUUUUCGAUUAUUAUAAGUAUAGGCCUCAUGUUUUAUGUAGUUCAUCGAGCUCAAGUGGAAUUGAAUGCAGCUAUUGUAGCUUGUGAAAUGGAACUGAAAACCUCUCUGGUUAAAGGCAAUCAACCAAAUACCAGUGGCUCUUCAUUCUACAACAAGAGGACCCUAACAUUUUCUGGAGGUGGCAUCAAUAUCGUAUGAUUCUAAUGAAACAUAUGGUUUUCAAGAGCCUAGCAUGCUAUCCCAGGUCUAGCAAUCACUUGACUGGUGGGCAGAGAGACGAGUUCUAAUUGUAUUACGGCACAGACAAAACUGACCAAUUUUUAAAUUGCACAAUUUUUUUAAAGCAAGAGUCAUUUUCUGGAUAUGAAAAUGUAGAUGUAGAUGCAAUUUUGGCUGCACCUCUUUAUCAUUUAUCAUGCCUGUAAUGGCCUAUAGGUCUGCACUUUAGUGUUUUUUAAUUGUUUUAUUUCUGGGUACUUAUGAACAGAGAAAUAACCCAAAUAUUUUUCUGCUUAGUGUCUUUAUUUAUAAAGUCCAUUAAUAGUUUUAUGCAUCUUUCCUACUUAUUAAGAGGAGUGAAAGUAUGCAGUUUUAAGUACAUGCUGUUAUUGGAUGUUCCUUUGGUAGUCUUUCUGGACAGGUAAACAAUAGUUCUUGUUUCGUUUUAUUGUUUUAAUUGGGACCACUUUGCUUCCCUUUUCCUUCCUAGUUAGAAAACGCAUUAACUUUUGGUUGAAUGUAUUUUUGCAAGUCAUCAAUGUUGUUGCAGGGCCAUUUAUGCAUAUUCACAUGCUUAUAUCCUACAUUGUGGGACUGAAGUGCUCUUACGAUGCCUUUUUAUUUUCACUGUGUAAUAUGCAAAGCAAAAGGGAAAUUAUUUAAUGGGUGGUAGCUCAAAUUAGAGCUCACGUUCUAAUUCUGUUAUUUUGGCUUUACUCUCGUUAGGUCUUUCAUCAAAGGGCUGUCCCAUUGUAAUCUUACAAAAAAACAUUUUAUUAAAAUGAACUUUUCUUCCUUUUUAUAUUCAUAAUUAGGCUUUGGAAUAAAGAUAUUAGUCCUUUAAAAUGGUGGACUUAUUAUCAUUGAAGGUGUCACUCAGGUGGCUUUGUUUGAUCAAAACACUUUUUUAAAAAAUCAAGCUUUAAAAUCAUGUUUAUAAUUCCAUUGAAGUACAUAUGUAUUUGUCCCCAUAGUCUUCAGCUUUAACGCUAUAAAUAUGUUAACUUAAUACCCAAGUUUGUGUUAUUUGCCCUACUACCGAGUAGGUUUAUUUUGUUUUUCAAUAUUUGUUUUUCUCUGAUAAGACUCAGGAAUUCUGAAAUGUGAAAUUAAGUGUCUCAAUUCUUUGACUCUUGGAGCAUGAAUUGAGUGUAUUUAUUAAUAGCACUUAUAAGUACAUAAGUACAGAAUACAAUAAUUUGGCAUAUGAUUCAUAUAUAUAUUUACUUAUCACCUUAUAUUUUUAAAAUAGUUUAAUUGUGAACUU
Messenger RNA from Orycteropus afer afer, 2083 nucleotides. It is a transcript of the gene TMEM64, whose product is annotated as transmembrane protein 64. NCBI's taxonomy places the organism in Eukaryota, Metazoa, Chordata, Mammalia, Tubulidentata, Orycteropodidae. The record is from RefSeq and is a predicted model, not a curated record.